AUGCGGCGGCGGGUCGGGCGCUUCCGCAGCCUCGCAGGAAGCUGCCGCCACCGGAUGGGGGACCCGGGGCGCCGCCGCCGCCCCCGCCCCCGCCGAGUGGCCUUCCGGCGGGCGGUCCGAGCUGGAGCGAGCCGCCGGGAGGAUGUACGCCGAGCCCCGCGCCGCCGCCGCCGCCGCGGUCUGAGGCCGCCCCACAGGCGCUCCGCCGUCCCGGAAACCGCGCGCGCGCGCGCGCGAGCGGGCGGGCAGGCCGCGGAGCCGGGCGCGGGCGGCGGGGUGGGCGCGGGCCGGGCCGGGAGGCCGGCGGCGGGCGCGACGCGGCCGGCCAGCGCCGCCGGGACGAGCCGGGCGGGCGCCGCGCGGUGGGAGGAGCGGGGCGGCGGCGGCGGCGCGCCGCGCGAGGACGGCCCGGCGGGCCCCGCGCCCGCGCCCCCGCUCCUCCCGGGCCCCUCGGCCUCGGUCGCCGCGGCGAUUCGCGCCUCGCGGCGCCGGCACCUGCCCGCGCGCCCCCCGCGAGCCCCGGGCCCGCGAGCGUUGGCGUUGGCGUUGGCGGCGCGCGCUGGGGCAUGCCCCGCGCCUAGGGCCCGGGGGGCGCGCGGGGGGCGCGCGGGGGGCCCGGGCGGCGGCGGCGGCGGGCGCGGCGCGGGGCGCGUGGAUGUGGCGCCGGGCCCGAGCGGCGGCGGGCUCCAGCGGCGGGACCCCUUCGCCCCGCCCGCCUUCCCCUUCGCUCCGCCGGGCGAGGCCGAGGCCGCGGCCGUGAUCGGCCGGGAGCCGGCGGCGGGGGGAGGCCGGGGCCGGGGCCGGGGGCGCCGCCGGGGCGCGCGGGGCAGCGGCGGGGGCCGCGGGGGCCCGGGCGCGCGGGAGCGGGAGCGGCCUGGGGAGCCGGAGCGCACCAUGGAGGGGGCGGCGGGCGGCCGCGGCGGCUUCCAGCCGCACCCGGGGCUGCAGAAGACGCUGGAGCAGUUCCACCUGAGCUCCAUGAGCUCGCUGGGCGGCCCGGCCGCCUUCUCGGCGCGCUGGGCGCAGGAGGCCUACAAGAAGGAGAGCUCCAAGGAGGCGGGCGCGGCUGCGGUGCCGGCGCCGGUGCCCGCGGCUGCCGAGCCGCCGCCGGUGCUGCACCUGCCCGCCAUCCAGCCGCCGCCGCCCGUGCUGCCCGGGCCCUUCUUCAUGCCGUCCGACCGCUCCACAGAGCGCUGCGAGACCGUGCUGGAGGGCGAGACCAUCUCGUGCUUCGUGGUGGGCGGCGAGAAGCGCCUCUGUCUGCCGCAGAUCCUCAACUCGGUGCUGCGCGACUUCUCGCUGCAGCAGAUCAACUCGGUGUGCGACGAGCUGCACAUCUACUGCUCGCGCUGCACGGCCGACCAGCUGGAGAUCCUCAAAGUCAUGGGCAUCCUGCCCUUCUCGGCGCCCUCGUGCGGGCUCAUCACCAAGACGGACGCUGAGCGCCUGUGCAACGCGCUGCUGUACGGCGGCGCCUACCCGCCGCCCUGCAAGAAGGAGCUGGCGGCCAGCCUGGCGCUGGGCCUGGAGCUCAGCGAGCGCAGCGUGCGCGUGUACCACGAGUGCUUCGGCAAGUGCAAGGGGCUGCUGGUGCCCGAGCUCUACAACAGCCCGAGCGCCGCCUGCAUCCAGUGCCUCGACUGCCGCCUCAUGUACCCACCGCACAAGUUCGUGGUGCACUCGCACAAGGCCCUGGAGAACCGGACCUGCCACUGGGGCUUCGACUCGGCUAACUGGCGGGCCUACAUCCUGCUCAGCCAGGACUACACGGGCAAGGAGGAGCAGGCGCGCCUCGGCCGCUGUUUGGACGACGUCAAGGAGAAGUUCGACUACGGCAACAAGUACAAGCGGCGGGUGCCCCGGGCCUCCGAGCCCCCGGCCUCCGUAAGAAAAGCAGACGACGCCCCCUCCCAGCACCCCACACCCUCCGAGAAGGACAAGCAGUCCGGCUGGCUGCGGACUCUGGCCGGCUCCUCCAGCAAGAGCCUGGGCUGCAUCCACCCUCGCCAGCGCCUCUCUGCCUUCCGACCCUGGUCCCCUGCGGUUUCUGCGAGUGACAAAGAGCUCUCCCCACACCUCCCAGCCCUGAUUCGAGACAGCUUUUACUCCUACAAGAGUUUUGAGACGGGCGUGGCCCCCAACGUGGCCCUAGCACCGCCAGCCCAGCACAAGGUGGCGAGCAGCCCGCCCUGCGCCACGGUCGUCUCCCGGGCCCCCGAGCCCGUCACCAGCUGCGUCCAGCCUCGGAAGCGGAAGCUGACAGUGGACACCCCUGGAGCCCCGGAGACGCCGGCACCCGGGCCUGCCCCCGAGGAGGAGAAGGACUCGGAGGCCGAGGUGGAGGUGGAGGGAAGAGAGGAGUUCACCUCCUCGCUGUCCUCGCUGUCCUCCCCGUCCUUUACCUCAUCCGGCUCCGCCAAGGACCUGAGCUCCCCGGGCCUGCUCGCCCUGCCUGCGGCGCCCGGCGCCCCCGAUGCCGCGGCCCCCGCCGACGCCCUGAGCAGCGGGCUGGAGGCCGAGCUGGAGCAUCUGCGGCAGGCCCUGGAGGGCGGCCUGGACACCAAGGAAGCCAAAGAGAAGUUCCUGCACGAGGUGGUGAAGAUGCGCGUGAAGCAGGAGGAGAAGCUGAGCGCCGCGCUGCAGGCCAAGCGCAGCCUCCACCAGGAGCUGGAGUUCCUGCGCGUGGCCAAGAAGGAGAAGCUGCGGGAGGCCACGGAGGCCAAGCGCAGCCUUCGGAAGGAGAUCGAGCGGCUCCGGGCUGAGAAUGAGAAGAAGAUGAAGGAGGCCAACGAGGCGCGGCUCCGCCUGAAGCGGGAACUGGAGCAGGCGAGGCAGGCGCGCGUGUGCGACAAGGGCUGUGAGGCCGGCCGCCUGCGGGCCAAGUACUCGGCCCAGAUCGAGGACCUGCAGGUGAAGCUGCGGCACGCGGAGGCCGACCGCGAGCAGCUGCGGGCUGACCUCCUGCGGGAGCGGGAGGCCCGGGAGCACCUGGAGAAGGUGGUGAAGGGGCUGCAGGAGCAGCUGUGGCCACGGCCCCGCUCUGAGGCCACGGGCGGCGAGAGCACGGCCGAGCUGGAGCCCUAGCCGGACCCACUGUCUGCUGCGCGGGGCGGACGCCGCAGGGUGGGCGGGCG
This is a messenger RNA of Delphinapterus leucas (beluga whale), 3134 nucleotides long. RefSeq names its product SKI proto-oncogene (gene SKI). Gene Ontology annotation, cellular component: cytoplasm; nucleus; transcription regulator complex. NCBI's taxonomy places the organism in Eukaryota, Metazoa, Chordata, Mammalia, Artiodactyla, Monodontidae. The record is from RefSeq and is a predicted model, not a curated record. Gene Ontology annotation, molecular function: SMAD binding; DNA-binding transcription factor activity, RNA polymerase II-specific; RNA polymerase II cis-regulatory region sequence-specific DNA binding. Gene Ontology annotation, biological process: negative regulation of transforming growth factor beta receptor signaling pathway; negative regulation of BMP signaling pathway; negative regulation of transcription by RNA polymerase II.